CCCAACACGUCAAAUCAGGCGGCGGCUCCUCCUCCUCCUCACCCGCCCAUGCCUUUCCCUUCACUUUUGCCGUCCGAUCAAACCUAUCCUUGAUAUGAUUAGAAUCUGACGGCUCCAAUGAAAAUAAAAUUCCUUGCCGUCGAGCCGACGAUUACGGGUGACUUCUCCUUGUAGGCCCCUCCGCUUUUUAUAACACCAUCACCUCCCUUCUUGUCCUUCUCUUUCUCUCUCUAACAAAGCUUCCAUCUUCUUUUCUCUCUCUCUCUGGCAAAGUUUCAUUCUUUUUUCCUGUUUGGUCUGCGAACUCAUGGCGUCGGCUGCGAGGGACGGCCACUAUAGGGGAGUAAGGAAGCGGCCAUGGGGACGGUACGCGGCGGAGAUCCGCGACCCGUGGAAGAAAACGCGGGUCUGGCUCGGAACCUUCGACACGCCGGAAGAGGCUGCGCUGGCCUACGACGACGCCGCCCGGACCCUCCGCGGCGUCAAGGCCAAGACCAACUUCCCGGCGCCGCAGCCCGCCGCCCUCUCUCUCGACCUCAACGCGCCGUCUCGCCGCCUCUUCAUCCAGGACUUCCUCAACAAUCCAAGUCCACUCGCCAACCCGGCCAUCUCCGGUGACCGGCACAGCGACUUCCCGGCGCAGGCGGGAGCCUCCCCGGCGGCGUAUUUGGGGAUGGUGAGGCGUGGGUUGGCGAUAGAUUUGAACGAGCCGCCUCCCCUGUGGCUCCUGUGAGGACCAUCGUUUUCGAUCCGUUGGCUGAAGAAUCUCUAUAAUUUUGCGAUGAUUUCAGACAUUAUCGUAUAUGUCGGGAAAACUUGAGACAACUGCUUGUAUCGCCAUCUCUGUGUGUAUAUAUUCAUGCUUCUGAAACCUUUCCUUGAGCUCUUUUCCAGUCCAUGCAUGGCGAUAUACGUAUAUUUAUAUAUAUAUAUAUACACACAGCACAGUCAUGAUCAUAUGUAUGUAUACAUUAUCAUAGAAUAUGGUUGUGUUGAACAUCGUAAACUGAAGAAGAGAUCGUCGGCCGUACAUCGUUUUCCGAGAGUUGGCAGGCCGUUUUCUCUCACCGGGGACUGCAAUUAAUUGCUUUGAUUAGCAGUUGUUAUCUGUAAAAUCUGUGUCAUCACGCGCGUGCAACUUAAUUAAUUAGUUUUUUAAUAUUCUCCUGUCUCCUUAUUUGGAAAUUCUGGUGAAGAAUUUCAAAUGAAAGCUUAAUUUUAAUAGCGACUCUUCUUAUUGUAGUUUUGUUCUUGUUUUUCUGAUUUUUGAUGAAUUUUACUGUAAUUAUUAUAA
This is a messenger RNA of Diospyros lotus (date-plum), 1294 nucleotides long. Its product is annotated as ethylene-responsive transcription factor 12. The record is from RefSeq and is a predicted model, not a curated record. Lineage: Eukaryota; Viridiplantae; Streptophyta; Magnoliopsida; Ericales; Ebenaceae. The transcript has a single exon. Gene Ontology annotation, molecular function: DNA-binding transcription factor activity; DNA binding. Bases 308 to 733 code for a protein of 141 amino acids. Gene Ontology annotation, biological process: regulation of DNA-templated transcription.